This is a messenger RNA of Fragaria vesca subsp. vesca, 1410 nucleotides long. RefSeq lists its product as uncharacterized. The transcript has a single exon. Bases 1 to 1410 code for a protein of 469 amino acids. NCBI's taxonomy places the organism in Eukaryota, Viridiplantae, Streptophyta, Magnoliopsida, Rosales, Rosaceae. The record is from RefSeq and is a predicted model, not a curated record.
AUGUUGAAAGAUCUUGGCCUCGGUUAUGAGAAUAUCGACGCAUGCAAGAAUAACUGUGUUUUGUUUUAUGGAGUCAUCAACAAAGACCUGGAUUACUGUCCAGUGUGCAAAGCAUCGAGGUGGAAGUCAUCAUCUUCUUCAUCUAAGAAGAAAAGGAUUCCAAAGAAGGUGCUUCGUUAUUUCCCAUUGAUUCCUAGGUUGAAGCGUAUGUACAUGUCUUCAGACACUUCAGAAAAGAUGAGAUGGCACGGGGUAACGAGGAAAAAUGAUGACACUUUCAGACACCCUGCAGAUGGGGAGGCUUGGAAAUCAUUUGACAUAUCAUUUCUUGAUUUUGCAGCAGACAUUCGAAGUGUAAGACUUGGACUUGCAACAGACGGGUUUAAUCCUACCGGAAACAUGAAUUUGUCUUAUAGUAUUUGGCCUGUUAUUGUUGUGGUGUACAACCUACCUCCAUGGAUGUGUAUGAAGAAGGAAUUUAGUAUGCUGACUUUGUUAAUUCCAGGUCGUUAUUCUCCAGGAAAAUGUCUUGAUGUGUACAUGAGACCAUUGAUUGAUGAGUUAAAAGAAUUAUGGGAAAAUGGCGUCCCUACUUUUGACUGGUAUAGUCAAACUUCAUUCAGGAUGAAAGCAGCAGUGGUUUGGACCAUUAGUGAUUUUCCUGGAUACGGGAUGUUGUCGUCUCAAACCACUAAAGGUUACAAGGCUUGCCCAAUCUGCUUAGGAGACCUAAAUGCUAGUUGGCACGCUGGAAAGGUGUGUUACUUGGGGAGUCGUACAGGGCUUCCGGAAGAUCAUCCAUGGCGAUUUGAUGCGGCUUCAUUCGAUGGGAAGCAAGAGUUUGGUUUAAAACCCCAAGAGCGGUCUGGUGAGUGGAUUUUGGACAUGUUGAACUCUUUUGAUUUCGGACGUCUUAGCAGUGAUCCUGAUGUGUUAGCUCGGAAUCCAAAACGUCCUUCUAGAUUGGAGAACUGGACGCACAAGAGUAUAUUUUUUGAAUUGCCUUACUGGAAGAAAUUGAGAAUAAGGCAUUGCCUUGAUGUCAUGCAUAUAGAGAAGAAUGUUUGUGACAGCAUUGUGGGAACAGUUUUCGGGUUUAAAGAUAAGACUAAGGACACUAUGAAGGCGCGUAAAGAUCUUCAACUCAUGAACAUACGCCCUCACUUAUGGCUAACAACGUCGGGGUCAAAGCCUCUUGCACAUUACAGGAUUAAUCCGGCUAAUGAGAAGAAAGUUUUCAAAUGGUUUGAAGCUAUUAAGUAUCCCCAUGGUUAUGCAGGAAAUAUAUCUCGAUGUGUAAAAGUGGGGGAGAAUAAGCUAUUUGGAUUAAAGACUCAUGACUGUCAUAUCAUGCUACAACGUCUUUUUCCAGUGGUAAUUCGACCAUAUUUGCGUCCUGAUGUGGUAUAG